AUGGCGGUGAAUGUAUUCUCCAUCUCUUCGGCUCUGGAGAACCUGAGUCGUCAUGAGAUGCUGUCCUGGGUCAACGACUCUCUACGGCUCACUUACACCAAGGUAGAACAACUGUGUUCAGGUGCAGCGUAUUGUCAGUUCAUGGACAUGUUGUUCCCUGGCUGUGUCCUGCUGAAGAAGGUGAAGUUCUCUGCAAUGCUGGAACAUGAGUUCAUCAAAAACUUCAAGGUCCUACAGGCCUCCUUCAAGAGAAUGGGUGUAGACAAG
Messenger RNA from Oncorhynchus gorbuscha (pink salmon), 267 nucleotides. RefSeq names its product microtubule-associated protein RP/EB family member 3-like. Gene Ontology annotation, molecular function: microtubule plus-end binding. NCBI's taxonomy places the organism in Eukaryota, Metazoa, Chordata, Actinopteri, Salmoniformes, Salmonidae. The transcript is spliced from 2 exons. The record is from RefSeq and is a predicted model, not a curated record. The annotation marks the transcript as partial. Gene Ontology annotation, cellular component: microtubule plus-end; cytoplasmic microtubule; microtubule organizing center. Gene Ontology annotation, biological process: regulation of microtubule polymerization or depolymerization; spindle assembly; protein localization to microtubule plus-end.